This is a messenger RNA of Mycotypha africana, 537 nucleotides long. RefSeq lists its product as uncharacterized. Bases 1 to 537 code for a protein of 178 amino acids. The transcript is spliced from 3 exons. The record is from RefSeq and is a predicted model, not a curated record. NCBI's taxonomy places the organism in Eukaryota, Fungi, Mucoromycota, Mucoromycetes, Mucorales, Mycotyphaceae.
AUGUCUGCCGUCAAACGUGCCGCCGAACGUACUGAACAAAGAGUGGCCAAUGCUUUAGCUAAACUGAUUACGGGUAACCGAAUGGUUACCACCAAAAUUUGUCCCCCUUUCUCUGGUACUGGUCCUAUCAGUCGAUGGGUGCAAAUCUGUGAAGCUCGCUGCCGCAUGUUCCAUGUCCCCUCGAAUGUGCAACCUGGUCCUGCCUCGCAUGCAUGGUCUCAAGAACUAAAAGAUGUCUCGCAAGCGGCUAUCGAUAUUGAGAACUUGCUGUCCACGAAUAGUGAGACGUUAGCGUCAACUUUUGAAAAAGCAUCCAUUAUCAUGAUGCUUCCGCUCCGGUCGCCCUUUCACCGUUGCUUCGUAAUUUUGCGAGCACUAUCUCCAUUCACAAUUCAUGCCAGCAGGAUCAUAGACAUUUUGUUUGCUGCCACGAAUAGUACAAUGCUCUCAGUUACAGUGAUCCUCACUAUCCUUACCAAUCCAACCAAUUCUGAACCAAUCCUCAACAAUCCUGAACCAAUCCUCAACCAAUCCUGA